AUGGCGGAACCUAAUGAGUUGCAGUUCUUCGAAAAGCUCGACACGCCACCCGAAGAAGAAGAAAUAGUUCCCGCUGCGGGUGGCUAUUUUUCCAAUUUCAUUGGUCAAAUUUUCCGCAACGAUGGAACACCGCAAACAAAUGAGUCGCCGAGUCCAUCGGACGAUAGGGAAAAUCUCGGACGGACUGUGUCUGAAGACUCUCACAGUUCCGAGGAGAAUGGCUUCCAGCGAUCGUUGAGUGACAAGUUCACAGGUUUAUUGAAAUCAAAAGUAAACCCCAAGCUGAAAGACUACAACGACAGCAAUUUCAAACAAUACUGGAUGCCUGACUCAACCGGAAGAGAGUGUUACAUGUGUGAAGAGCGUUUCACAACUUUCCGUCGACGUCAUCACUGCCGACUGUGCGGUCAAAUAUUCUGUGCAAAGUGUUGCAGCAGUCACAUUGACGGUGCCGCGUUGGGAUACAUGGGAGAACUUCGACUCUGCGAUUAUUGUGCACGGAAGGUUCAACGAUUGGCGGAAGACGGGAAACACACACCGACGUUGGGGACUCGUAGCCAGACACCAGUGAAUGGACGCAAGAUUAGCUUCGAUAAAAAUAGUGUUCACAAGAACUCAGAUACAGUCAAGACGGUAUCAAACGGAGCCAUCUGGUCCACAUGUCCAUCAGAAUCAAUGAUCCCAUCGGAUGUCAACUCAGCGCCUCAAAUCGGAAGCCGUCGAAGCUCUCUGUGCCACACUAAUAGUGGACCAGGAAUACCAACGAUUCUUUCGGUCGCUGACCUAUGUGCAUCCAACUCAGUAAUGCUAACCAGUAAUCAUUCACAUCCAGUGAUCACUGAGGAAGAAGAGUCGGGUCCGGAUUGGUUCAGAACCCUGAAUCCUGGAAUGGAUGGUGUCAUUAAUAAUGAGAUCUCCGAUUCCGCCGACGUCUUCGCAUAUGCAAAUCUCGCUGGUGCUAUCACCAACGAUUUCACUGACUUGAAAGAAGCCCGACCAGAAGAACCAACGACACCUGCAGCUGGUGACAGGAAAAUUACAUUUCCCUCUCUGUCACUCGAUGAAUCCGUCAUGAAUGCAGCCAAAGAAGAGCAACGAGACAACUUGGAAGAGUUUUUCCGCCAAAAUACUGAACGAAUCCUCGACGAAGUGCUGAAACGAGAGUUUAUCAGGGAAGAUAUGUGGCGAGAGGUGAUACUCAAGACUGUGCAGGAAGUUGUGCAAAAUGUGGAGGUCAACGUGCCGGCUGGUGAUUCAAUGAACUUGUCAGACUAUGUUCAUGUCAAGAAAGUUUGCACUAGAGAAGUUCAAGCGGAUGCGGAGAUUAUCUGGGGUGUAGCGUGUAGUAAAAGUUUGCUAUACGGUAACUCAGAAGAAGAAGAUAGUACAACAAAGACUACAGAGUCAGUAAUGAUAGUCAGUGGAUCGAUUGAAUACGAAAGAGUGUCAAAUAAGUUGUCAUCCAUCGAGCCAAUCAUUGUGCAAGAGGAAAAGUUUCUGGAGAAACAGAUCGACCGAAUUGCAACUAAACGGGCAUCUCUGAUUCUCGUGGAAGGAGGUGUCUCUCGCAUCGCUGCUCAACUUCUAAACGCUAAAGGAAUCAAAGUAGCAGUAAAUGUCAAAAUGAGUAUUCUGCAAAGAGUUUCAAGAGCCACCGGAGCCGAUAUUGUCUCCAAUUCUGACGCUCAACUCGUUGAACAGAACCUUGGUUGCAUUCCGGAGUUUGAGCAGAGAAAUUUGCACCAAGAGGAUGGAAGGAUAAAGUCGUUGAUGGUCUUUGGAGAUUGUGAGAAAGAUGUUGGGUGUACGAUUCUCCUCCAUGGAGAUGAUAUGAAGGAGUUGGAGGCAGUGAAAAGAGUGGUUCAGUUUUUGGUGACCAUUGUAUACUCAAAUCAGCUGGAGCAGUCUUAUCUCAACGCUUUCAACACAACGAUUGCAAGAAGACAAUCUGAUUGCAUCGUUUGUGAGAAACGACGAGCUAUUGUGUAUUCACAAGGCGAAAAGACGGAGUUCGAACAGAAUCUUUAUUCGGCAAUGCUGUCGAGCUCUCCAGUCAUCGAAUUCGAGCCACCAUUCCUUGAAACUGCUAUCGGAAGAGAAUGUCCUCUCAUUGCCUACUUCAAGCAACCACUGUACAAACUUCUGAAGCCUGGAGAUGUUGAGCUCAUCAAGGAAGGAUAUGAAGAAGACCUGCCUCCUGUGCAGAAAAAAGAAAAGCUGGUAGUUGGACUACGUCAUGCAAUGGCUCAAUGCAAUCGGGGAGCAGUUUUGCCUGGCUUGGCAAAGUCAUUCCGACUGUUCGGAGGAAUCAAUUUCCGCAGGAGAACAAAACAAAUCGUUCAACACCGGAAAAUUGAUGAGACUGAGAAGCAAACGUUCCGUGCGAAAGACGUGUUGGAUCCACGAGUUCAUCAGACGCUCGCUGUGCUUUUUGGAUCUUUUUCCCGGAGGUCACCCAAUGCACCAUACUUUUGUGUCCGACCAUGGGUAGUGAGUAUGCAGUAUUACAAAGAUCACGACAUGACACUUGGAGAGUUUCUCGUUAAAUACUGCUUCAAUCGAAGUUAUGAAUGUCCUUCGUCCAAUUGUGAAGUGCCAAUGUUGGAUCACUCGAGGAAAUUGGUGUAUGGAAGAGUUUGUGUUGAGAUCUCUACUCAAAGUGUGAGCGAAACAGACAACUCCCUGGAAGCCGAUCAGAAGACUAUUAUGACUUGGAGACAUUGUGGAAAAUGCAACUGCUCUUCUCAGAUGGUAAAAUUCGACAAAGCGAUAUGGCACCUUUCAUUUGCAAAAUUCCUCGAGUACAUCGGAAACUCUUGUUUUACAACGGACACCAUCUACCCGUCGAACUCGCAAAAUCAGUGUAAUCACUGCUUCUUCCAUGAGAAAUUAUACUUUUUUGCCAUGGAGAACCUGGUUACAACUUUCAAAGUGAUAGCUAUCCGACCAUACAGUGUUGUCUUCUCUCCAAUCAUUUGCAACGUCAAAGUGCAAAAGAUAAGCAGAAAGGAGCUUGGUGAUGAUGUCAGCAGAAUCGCAACACUUGCACUUCAAGCCUGCGAGGAUACCAACAAACAACUAGCGGAUCUUGAUGAAGAAGUGCAAAUUACUCCGAUUGUUGUCAAAUUAGCAGGAGCUAUUCGUAAUACAAUGGCCCUUGCAAGUGAGAGUCGGAUGUUUGCCAAGACAAUUUUCAAUGGAGAGGAAGAACUGAUUCGAUCCAACGACAGGUUAUAUAGAGAAGUCGACGGAACAUUCAUGAAAGUUCGAGAGGUCACCUACAAUUUGAUAUCGCUGUGGAAUGAGAACUGCGCGACGAUCAAGUAUCCAAAGAAGUCACCAGAUGAUAUUCAAGAGAUUGCCACUCUUCAAAAACUUGAGAAUCCAUUCCCAUUGCAUCUUCAUCUUUCACUAAAACUGCAACCCCGUCUUGGAGUUGUCGUUCGUGACAUUCAAGACGCACGAGGAAACUACAAGCCCGAUAUUGGAAGUAUCAUUGCAUAUGCUCUUUCUGCAGUCGACUACAACAAGAUUCCCGAACAGGCGGACACUGUUUCAGUGGACUCUGCAAACUCCUCUAUCAAGGAUGCAACGGCAGACGAUGGAGAGAAUCUGGCAUCUCCUCAACAUCUCGAAGUGGAAUUUGAAGAUGAAUCUGCGUCGUACUAUGUUAAGAUGUUCUACGCCGAAAAAUUCCGGAAACUUCGUGAACUUCUAAUUGCUGAAGGAGAGGAAACAUUCAUCCGUUCAUUGUCAAAGAGCACAUUCUGGACACCGCAAGGUGGAAAGUCUGGAUCAUUCUUCUACCGUACUCAAGACGAUCGUUUUGUGGUUAAGCAGAUGUCACGAUUUGAGAUUCAGUCAUUUGUGAAGUUUGCACCAAACUAUUUUGACUACCUGACAACUUCUGCAACAGAGAACAAACUGACAACACUAUGCAAAGUAUACGGUGUGUUCAGAAUAGGAUACAAGAGUAAAACGACAACGUUGAAAGUGGACAUUCUGGUUAUGGAGUACCUAUUCUACAACCAUAAUGUUAGUCAAGUUUGGGACCUUAAAGGAUCGCUCCGAAAUCGCCUUGCCUCCACUGGAAAAAGUCCAACGGAAAUGGUCUUGCUCGAUGAGAAUUUCGUGAAGGACCUGUGGAACCAACAACUUUACGUGCUUCCUCACUCAAAAGCGGCCAUGAAUCAAGCGAUCAGCAAUGACAGCCAUUUCCUGAGCUCUCAAUACAUCAUGGACUACUCUUUGCUCGUUGGUGUCGACGACGAUAAUGGUGAACUGAUUCUCGGAAUUGUCGACUACAUGAGGACAUAUACUUUGGAUAAGAAACUCGAAUCAUGGGUAAAAAUUGUAGCCAUUCCUGGAGCCCACCUCCCAACUAUUCUCAGUCCGGAAAUGUAUUGUGCACGUUUCUCGGAGGCAAUCGACUCAUAUUUUCCAGUUGUUCCUGAUCAGUGGACUGGUCUGGGAUCUAUCAGAUCCUACUAA
Molecule: messenger RNA, 4491 nt
Organism: Caenorhabditis remanei
Lineage: Eukaryota; Metazoa; Nematoda; Chromadorea; Rhabditida; Rhabditidae
Exons: 14
Coding region: 1-4491 (1496 amino acids)
Biological process (GO): phosphatidylinositol phosphate biosynthetic process
Cellular component (GO): endosome membrane
Molecular function (GO): metal ion binding; 1-phosphatidylinositol-3-phosphate 5-kinase activity; ATP binding
Source: RefSeq, a predicted model, not a curated record